AUGACAACUGGCCUAUCACCUCGGCUUCGUAAGGAGUUUCUGAAGAAUGACACCGUGGAAAACUUCCUUGAAAAAACGCUGAAUGAGAUUGUCAACUCACUCAAGACAAUUCAAUAUGCAUUAUUCCAAGAAAAUGCUUCUUUACAAAAACCGAAAAGCCAUAGCAACGAGUCUGAAAUCACGACAAACAGCACUCACCAGCACCCAAAUAUCCCACUAGUUGUGACUGUGUGUUGUGAGGAAGGCCGCCACCGAAGUGUUGCUUUUGUGGAAGAAUUAGCCCAAAGACUUUUACUGCUAAAGAAUGGUGCUGGUAUGUCUCAUGCUUGGAAACUGAAUGUUACUACUGCCCAUCGCGAUCUGGAAGCCUUGGGGGGUUCCCCCGGUGGUUCGGACUCAAUGGUAAGCGGACAACUAGGAAAGUCCCAUACCAAAAGUAAACGAGAAAAGGGAAAGGACACAAGAAGGCUUAACCAGAAGAACAGGAAUGGAUAUGAGGAUGAGAUUGUAUGA
Molecule: messenger RNA, 513 nt
Organism: Penicillium expansum
Lineage: Eukaryota; Fungi; Ascomycota; Eurotiomycetes; Eurotiales; Aspergillaceae
Exons: 1
Coding region: 1-513 (170 amino acids)
Source: RefSeq, a predicted model, not a curated record